CAUCAACUUCGAUAGAAAUCACUGAAGUCAUGCCAAAGACCGACCGCCACGCAAUCAUCUACGGCGCAUCCGGCCUCAUCGGUUGGGCCGUAGUCAACCAGCUGCUAAGCUCCUAUCCCGAGCGCGGCACAUUCAAAAAAGUCACAGCAGUGACAAACCGCCCAUUGAACCUCGCAGAAACCCACUGGCCCACCGGGCAACCAGGCCAGCCAGAGCUGCAGCUCAUCUCCGGCGUCGAUCUGCGCAGUGCCCACGAGCUAGAGCAUCAGAUCCCAGACAUCGAAACUGUAACGCACGUCUACUACUUAGCAUUCACCGCCAAUUCCAACGCUCUCGACGAAGUCGCCAUCAAUAGCCAGAUGUUCUCGACCGUGAUAGCCGCACACAACACCCUCAGCCCGGACCUCGAGUUCGUAGCCUUCGCUGGCGGGACUCGCGGCUACGGCAUCUACACCCCAGGCGGCACCUUCCAACCCCCUUUGAGCGAAGACCUUGUCCACGCCCUCCCCGAAGACGUCGCAAAGACAGUCGUCUACCCCGUCUACCGCCAAAUCCUCACCACCGCAAGCGCAAACAAGAGCUGGACCUGGUGCGAGGUCUGUCCUGAUGCUAUCAUAGGCUUCACCCCCAACGGCUCGCAGUUCAGCCUCGCGCUGCACUGGGCGCAGUAUCUCUCGUUAUAUGCGUAUAACCAUGACGUUGGGCCGCGUACAGCCUCCGGGGACCGUGAGGCGAGCGCUGAGAGCGGAGCGGUGGAGGUCCCCUUCCCCGGGGUGCAGGCUGCAGCAGAUGCGAAAUUCAGUCCCGUAUCCAGUGCGACGCUGGUGCGGUUUAUGGUGUUUGCGAGUUUGAGACCGGGUCAGUGUGGUGGAGGGAGGCUGUUUAAUGUGGCAGAUUGUGAGGAGGUUACGUAUGGGGAGUUGUGGGGGGCGAUCGCGGGAUGGUUUGGGUUGGUUGGGGGGAAACCUGUUGAGGUUGAGGGGGGCAAUGUAGGGGAUGAGCCGGGGGAGGAGACAGUCGGCGCUGGGGAGAUGCCAGCUGGACAGGGGACGGUGCUCACGCCCGGAGAGUACGUGGGGAAAUACCGAGACGUGUUCCGCCGGUGCGGGUGUGAGCGAGGGUUCAACUGUGGGGUGGGGGCUGGGGCGCGGCAGCUCGAUAGCGUCGGGUACUGGUUGACAUUUGAUCGCCAGCUGGAUUGCGAGAAACUGAAGGCGACAGGGUUUGAACCGCCUCAAGAUCCGGUUCAAGGCUGGUGGGAGGCCUUUGCGCUGUUUAGGGACGCUGGACUGAUUUUAUGACACGGGAUUAACAGACUGAUGUAAAUUGCAGGCCCCGAGGGACGAAUAAGACUUUAUGUUACAUUAAUAUGUGCGAGGAGAUAUAUCAACCAAUUCAGUAU
Molecule: messenger RNA, 1402 nt
Organism: Aspergillus homomorphus CBS 101889
Lineage: Eukaryota; Fungi; Ascomycota; Eurotiomycetes; Eurotiales; Aspergillaceae
Exons: 4
Coding region: 30-1301 (423 amino acids)
Source: RefSeq, a predicted model, not a curated record